CGAAGGCAAAAAAUUAUCAAACGAUUUUAGAAAUGCCGCAUAUACAACAGCUAAUACCAGCUGCAGCAACAUAAGCUUAUUAUGUUUUCCAGUGGUUAACUUCUGUGUUGCCGUUGAAGUGAUUACACAGUUUAUACUAGUGACUCUCUGCUGACACUAGGCAGGACUUCCGGUACUGUUGAUGGGAUACAGUUUAUUUAUAUUCCACCAUGUCACCUGAGAAUUUACCCAGACUUUAUCUUCUCAUGGCUGGAUUAAUUCCUGUGGUAUGGUUGCAAAAAGUAUCUCCUGCUAUAAAUACAAAAUCAACUACCAUCAUCCAGUCGCCAACGUUGAAAAUUCAGCCCUUUUCCGCUGCUACAUCUUACGAUCCAAAAAUCGCCGAUCUGAAACUCUACGAUUUUUCGUCGGAAGCCAACAGGCGGAAGCCACAGUUAUACAAUAAGCGUUAUACUGAAAUGGAAAAGCCGUACUAUACAAAAACCUACGAAGGCAAAGGACCCGAAAAAGUCAGCUACGAGAUAAAAGUGUAUAUUCCCAAGCAUUUCGACCUGCCACCGGCAUACCCGGCUACUGGCGCACCUGACGCCGGUCAGAUCAACAAGUCAGCCUACGUCGCUCCAUAUGAGAUCCCGGCUACGGAGCCGUAUCCCGGCUAUAACUACGAAGCCUACCCCAUACCCUCACCUCCCAAAUACGACUCCAAAAUGCCCUAUGGAAAACCAUACUACCCGGACGAAAAGGCCAUGUACGAGCCCAAACCGGCGUACUAUCCGAAUUACUACGAAUCAAAACCGGUCGUGUAUGAAAAGCCAAUUUCCUACGAUAUUAAAGCUCCAGUGUAUGAAAAGCCGAUGGCAUACAACUAUGAGAAACCAGUGUAUGAGAAGAAACCGGUAAAAUACGUCCCGGAAUACGAGAUGAAAUAUAAUGAAAUCCCGUACCAAGAACCAUACCCCAAAACGUAUCCAGAACCAGUAUACGAGCAAAAAACACCGCGCUACCCGGAAUAUACACCAUCUUAUGAGCCGAAGUACGAAGUCAAACCGAAGUAUGUGGAGCCGUACGCCCCAGCCUAUGAACACAAACCGGUCAAAUAUGAGACCAACGCAUACGAGCAGAAACCGCCAAAACCGGAAGUCACUUAUUCUCCGGCAAACAGUUAUGAACCGAAAGGUUACAAAGAACCCAGCUAUAUACCAUACCAGAAACCUGCGUAUCCAGAAAAGGCAGGACAUUACGACAAAUCCAAGCCAAUGCAGUAUGAUUUUGCGAAAUCGCCACCGAGCUAUGAGCAGUCUUAUUAUCCCGCAGCAUCUCCGCCAAUGUAUUAUCAGCCACCUUAUCAACCUAUGUAUUAUUACUAUUAUCCUCCAAAGCCUUACGAGAUGCCCUCACCGCCGCCCUACUACCCUCCAGCACCGUCCACAUAUCAGUAUUACGCCACUUCCGUACCGCCGGCAACCACGCACUCGACGUAUGGCUACGCCGCUUAUUCCAAUUACUAGAGUAGCAUGUCGUUAAUUAAGGUUGUAUGAACCAGUUGUGACUUUCCGAAAUUCAAGCGAACGUUUGUGUCCGAAUGGGUAACCUUUCCAGCAUGGUAAAUGCUAGGUAGUAGGUAUAUUUCUUUUUGAUUGUAAGUGAAAUACCUAAUUAGGUGCAAUUAUCUGAUGUUCAGUGUACAGCGGCUUUUUUACUUGCUAUUAAAAUUAUAAGUAAGCGUUUUCAGUGAAGCUCCAAAAGACAAGCACAAAUAGUCUUCUUCUUUAUCGUACUGUUACAAAAAUGUCCAGAACAUAGUUAUUCUUCAGCUCGCUUUAACCAAACUAACGCCACAACUAGAGAGAAUAAAAAAGAUGGAAACACAGAAGAACCAUGCAGAUCAGAAAUCAGCCAGCCGACAAAGCUUUUCAGAUUUUUAAUGCCAGAUCUUCCUGAAGUUUCGGGAUGUUUUCCGGCCCAAUUAGCUUCUCCACAAUAGCCAAACCGAAAUCAAAAGCGGUU
Molecule: messenger RNA, 2007 nt
Organism: Paramacrobiotus metropolitanus
Lineage: Eukaryota; Metazoa; Tardigrada; Eutardigrada; Parachela; Macrobiotidae
Product: adhesive plaque matrix protein-like
Exons: 3
Coding region: 210-1508 (432 amino acids)
Source: RefSeq, a predicted model, not a curated record